Messenger RNA from Zingiber officinale, 357 nucleotides. Its product is annotated as classical arabinogalactan protein 9-like. The record is from RefSeq and is a predicted model, not a curated record. Lineage: Eukaryota; Viridiplantae; Streptophyta; Magnoliopsida; Zingiberales; Zingiberaceae. Bases 1 to 357 code for a protein of 118 amino acids. The transcript has a single exon.
AUGCUCUCUCGCUCACGCGCCUACUCCUGCUCCCGCCGCUGGCUCCGGCUCCCGCCGCCUGCCGCCACUCCCCUCUCCCGCCCCCUGCUCCCACCUCCAGCCGCCAUGCCUGCUCACACCGCCUGCUCUCCCUCUCACGUCGCCGCUCACGUUCCCGUCGCCCGCUCCAGCUCCCGUCGCCUGUCGCCUGCCGCCACCCCCUCUCCUGCCCCCUGUUGUCCAGCUCCCGCCGCCUGCCGCCACCCCCCUCUCCCGCCCCUGUUGCCACCUCCGGCCGUCAUGCCCGCGCGCGCUGCCUGCUCAGCUCCCAUCGCCCGCUCCUGCUCCACCUCCUCAACACUACUGCCUUGUUGUUGA